Messenger RNA from Rhodotorula toruloides NP11, 2460 nucleotides. RefSeq lists its product as uncharacterized. NCBI's taxonomy places the organism in Eukaryota, Fungi, Basidiomycota, Microbotryomycetes, Sporidiobolales, Sporidiobolaceae. The record is from RefSeq and is a predicted model, not a curated record. The transcript has 11 exons. Gene Ontology annotation, cellular component: cytosol. Gene Ontology annotation, biological process: regulation of Golgi organization. The coding region runs from base 1 to 2460 and encodes 819 amino acids.
AUGGCGCCCUCACUGGGCGAGUCGCCGCUCAAGCAGGUCAACAAGGCAGGGCAGCCGAAGCGGAGCAAGCUGCAGGCAUCCUGGGACGACCUCGCGACGAACCCACAGCUCUUCGCGACAGACAACUCGCCUCUCCCCACACGCUACUGCAGCGAGUUCUACUGCCUCAGGCCAAACAGGACCGUCCAGAAUGCUGCUCUCGCGGGUAUAUCGGAUGGGGACUUGCUCGGGAAGUACAGGACCAACGUCUCCGAGCUGUUCAUUGGCGGCAUCAAGAUACUGAAGGAUGCUCCGCCUGCCGAUGUCACCCGCUCGAACGCAACCCUGAUACCCUUUCUCCGCCAUGUCUUUGCUCGCAACUUCUCCAACAAGGAGCAGGAUGUCAUGACGGUCUUGGGGGGUGACGCGGAGCGGCAUGACCAGGUCUUUUCGGACAUGGUAUCUGCUCUUGAUGCGACCCUGAGAAACGUCAAGGUGCCAGUCUCCGUCCGACACCGCGUCCUCCAACUCGCCCUCACCCUCGUCGCCUGCGCCAACCAAUCCCCUCUAACCUCCUACUUCUUACGCCGGGACCUCUUCUCGACCCUCGUCGCCUUCAUCGCCGACGACUCGACGAAACAGUUUGCGUUCGAGAGCGCGCUGCUGCUUGGGUUGUUGGCGAACUACAGGAAGAGCGAGGCACGGAAUCCGUACGUCGUGCGGAUACAGGACUUUGUCGAGGAGGGGAUCAUGGAGCGCAUCAUCGAUGUCGUCUCCACCGUCUGCUCUCGCGCUCGAGAUUCAUACGUCUCCAUCUCGGACGAUACCCCACCUUCUCUCGUCGCCAGCCUCUCUUCGUUCGUCAAGAGCCUCCGGAUCACCGAAUUCUUGACGGGCGGGUUCUACCUUCCGCCGCCGCCUUUACCUGCGCCGCUGAAUGGGCAAGGUGGGACGCAGAACGGCGCAGCAGGGAGCGAGGAUGUCAAGGGGAAAGGCAAGGAGGAGGAGGUCGUCGAGGAGAAGCCGGACAACGAAGACGCUCCGAAGGACGAGACAGUGCCGGUCAACGGGUCGGGCGAUGUAAGCGCGUCUGCCUCGUCAUCCGCUUCGCCAACAUCUCCUCGCAAGCCCCCUCCGCCAACAAUCUCCCUUCCCGCUUCCCCGACCAGUCCGACCCGUCCGACGUCUCGUCGCCCACCGCUCUCCCCGCGGUCCUCCUCCACAUCGCUCAAGCUUCGCCCCGAAGACGCGCCCUUCGCAACGAUGCCGCCUGAGAUGGUGGUCGUCCUGCUCGCGUUCUACGAGUUGCUCAAUUCGAACAAGACGUUCUGUUCGCUGGUCUUUGGCGAGCGGGAAGAGGGCGCUCCACCCUCUCUUCCCACCGAACUAAUCUCCCUCACCUCUUACAUCGUCUCCCACGCCUCCGUCACAACUCACCGCGCACGCCUCUACUCCCGACUCUGUCUGAUCAUCCUCCUGAUACUGGUCGAAGAGGGCGAGGCCAAGUUGUCGGUCGCAAGAGCAGAAGGGGAGGAGAUCAGGGUUUGCAGGCAGCGACAACCGAUGCUUCCGCCUAGAGAUCCAGCACGCACGAUACCCCUCUCCGCCAUGAUCGAUACGGUCGUCAUCUUCCUCCGCCACGGUCUGAAGAAGCGCCUCGACGUCGACACCUAUACCAUCGCUCUUCGACUUCUCCAGCGGAUAUUCCAGCAACUCAAGACCGAGAAGCUACGGAUAGCCCGCGACUGGGUCGUCGUCUGGCGCGCGAUGCUCUCGCUGGCGAGCUUUAUCGUGACGCAUAGCGUCGAGCUCAGGCAGAACAGCGGUCGACUCGAUGCCCUCAUCUCGCAGCUCUUCAUCACGCUCUCAUACGCCGCCUACUGGGGCGAGCAGAUCCUCCCGAACUCGGCGGCCCAAGCACGAAUACACUACGAGCUUCUCCACGCCGACGAGACGCUCGACGCUCUCUCCGACCUGCUCGGCAUCUCGUCCGUCGCGACGCCGUCCGUCACGCCUCCAGGCUCUUCGAACGGGUCCAUCUUACCUCCGCUCAAUCGCCGCGAUACGCCCACCCGCUCGACAUUCUUCACCCUCUCGCAGUUCUCGCCCACCAAGUCUUCCUUCCGGAGCAGUUCGUCUCUCGGCGUCGGAACAGGCGGAUCGGGGACAGGCGACGGUUUCGUCGCGACGGAAUGUAUCGCCAACCUGCGCUCGUCCAUCACCUUCUUCUCGAACCACAUCAACGCUCUCCGGCUAACGAAGGGCACGGAAGACGAGCUCGAGCCGGACGAGAUCCUCGGCGUCAUCGAGCGGAACCUGGGCGGAGUCGAGUUGAUCGAGAGUGCGGCGAUGGGCGACUUGGGACGCUUCGCGGGCGAAGAUAUCGCGGCUGGCUUCUUCGAAGAGUUGGUCGGUGUUGCGUGUGAGGAUACCCUUAGGUUGUUAGAUGCUGAGCAGAUCGCGGUCCCUUCGUCGCCUUGA